Copidosoma floridanum is the source of this 1485-nucleotide messenger RNA. RefSeq lists its product as uncharacterized. The record is from RefSeq and is a predicted model, not a curated record. NCBI's taxonomy places the organism in Eukaryota, Metazoa, Arthropoda, Insecta, Hymenoptera, Encyrtidae.
AUGCUUCCAACUGAGUCCACGGACCUCUUUGAAGGUGCAGCACAAUAUCCGUUUCCCAGACCAGCAGUAGUUAAUGUGUUGAUGGAAGUGAUUGUGUACAAGAAUCAAUAUCGGUAUUACCAGGGGUACGUCGUUUCGUUCCCUGAUUUACCAGCAAUGUGGCCGCAAGAAAUCAUAUAUGACGACCUAACGUGGUACACGUACAACUAUGCUGUGGAAGUGCCCCGGAAUGACCCUUAUUUAAUAUUUGCUGUUUAUUCUGAUACCAAAGAGAUAUUAGCUGAGAUCCCUGAAGAAUUCCAUUCUUCCAAUCCACUUAAACUGCAUGAUGACCAUGAGGUCACAUCAGUUUUGGGUCUCAACUGGAACUCCGAUCUCGAUAGUUUCAGUUUUAAGGUCAACUUACCAUCUUCUCAUCCAAUUUGGACUGAACGCAGUGUGCUUUCUCAGUUAGCCAAAUUUUUUGACCCACUUGGCUGGAUCUCUCCAGUAAUUAUUAAAGCUAAAAUGUUACAACAAGAAUUAUGGUUGCUGAAGGUACCAUGGGAUGAGAAACUUCCUUCUAAUCUUUUGAAGGAAUGGAGUGAGUGGAUCAAUGAAGCCGAAAUCUUGGAUCAGAUUAAAAUUCCGCGUUGGAAUGAUUUCCAACCCGUUGAUCCGAUAAUAGAAAUCCACGGCUUUGCUGAUGCUUCUAAACGAGCUUAUGCUGCGGUUCUCUAUCUUCGUAUACUUACAACAGACAUGGUUUUUACUUCAUUAGAAAUAUCUGAAACCAAGGUUCAGGCUUCAGCUAUUUACCUAUACACCGACUCUAUGGACACUUUGUGUUGGAUAAAGUCAAUUCCAUCUAAGUGGCCUACCUUCGUUGCUAAUAGGUGUUCUGAAACUCAAACCUUGACACCUACAGCCUAUUGGCAUUAUGUCAAAACUAAAGAGAAUCCGGAAGAUCUCGCCUCUCACGGGGUUCUGCCCAAGCAACUUAUUGGUCAGAAACUUUGGUUUGAAGGGCCUGAUUUUUUGAGGGAUCUUAAAAUCGUUUUUUCCGACAUUUCACCUAAAAAUUCUCCUGAAGGUGAAGACACUGUUCUGAAUGAAACGCUUUCUGUAAAUGCAUUAGAAUGCCAAGAUAAGUUACCAGACACUUACUCAGCUUACAAGUUGUCUUUUCUGGAUUUAUCCAAUACCUUAAGGUCAGAUAGCCAUUGUUUGACAUUAUCAGAACUGGACAAUGCUCGAUUAGUUUGGGUUCCAUCAAACAGAAACAGCAGCAUCGCCAAGCUGAAUCCUAUUCUUGUCGAUGGAGUCAUUAGAGUAGGGGGAAGACUUGGAAAGGCUUGGAUCCCUAGCCAAACUAAGCACCCUUUAGUUCUUGCUCCCAAAAAUUAUCUGACCGACUUGAUAAUUGAUUAUCAUCAUAACUUAGUUUUACAUGGUGGCACUCUUCUUACUUUGACAUCUAUUUGCCAAGCCUACUGGAUUGUGUGA